Molecule: messenger RNA, 1005 nt
Organism: Sodiomyces alkalinus F11
Lineage: Eukaryota; Fungi; Ascomycota; Sordariomycetes; Glomerellales; Plectosphaerellaceae
Product: cofilin/tropomyosin-type actin-binding protein
Exons: 3
Coding region: 1-1005 (334 amino acids)
Biological process (GO): barbed-end actin filament capping; actin filament depolymerization
Cellular component (GO): cytoplasm; actin filament
Molecular function (GO): actin monomer binding; actin filament binding
Source: RefSeq, a predicted model, not a curated record
AUGCAGUCCGGUAUCUCAGUGUCCGACGAACUACACUCUCGAUUCAACAGCCUCCUGUCCUCCGACACCCACUUCGGCCUUCUCGCCACCAUCCAAUCCGAAACCCUUCAACCCCUCGAGUUCCUCCCUCGCGUCUCCCCUUCCGCCUCCUUCACCGACAACCUCACCUCCCUCGCGCAGCACCUCACGCCCAAUGAAGCCCUAUACAUCAUCCUCCGCCGCUACGACACGAUACCGCGCCUCGUCGCCGUCACCUACGUCCCCGAUGCCGCGAAAGUGCGCCAGAAGAUGCUGUUCGCAUCGACCCGUCUGACCCUGACCCGCGAACUCGGCACCGAGCACUUCCGCGAGACCAUCUUCGCCACGACGCCCGGGGAACUCAGCCCGUCCGGCUUCGCCAAGCACGAUGCCCACAACGACCUCGACGCCCCGCUCACCGAGGAGGAGAAAAGCCUGGGAGCCGUCAAGAGGGCCGAACAGGAGGCUGGUUCCGGCACGGGCGUCCGCGAGAUCCAUCUGAGCAAGAGCCUCUCCAUGCCCCUUACCGAGGAUGUCAUCGCGGCGAUGAAGGAGGCUGCGCAAGAAGGAGGCCGGGUGUUGACUAUGCUUAAAAUCAACCCCGACACCGAAGUCGUCGAGCUCGUCCCCUCUACCGAAGUCCCGACAUCCAUCUCCGAGCUGGCCCAGACCAUCUCCCCCACCGAACCUCGCUUCACCUUUUUCCGGUACUCGCACAGCCACAACGGUGACACCUCGUCGCCCAUGCUCUUCUUCUACACCUGCCCCAUCACCCCGGGUAACAAGGCCAUCAAAACCCGCAUGCUGUAUCCCCUGAUGAAACGGGCCGUUCUCUCCGUCGCCACCGACGACGCGGGGCUAGACCUGGCCAAGAAGUUCGAGGUUGAGGAGCCAAGCGAAAUCACCGAAGACUUGGUCCAUGCCGAACUGCAUCCCAAGGUCGAGGCUCGACAGGCAUUCAGACGGCCGAAGCGACCCGGUCGGUGA